Molecule: messenger RNA, 1655 nt
Organism: Papilio polytes (common Mormon)
Lineage: Eukaryota; Metazoa; Arthropoda; Insecta; Lepidoptera; Papilionidae
Exons: 7
Coding region: 130-1080 (316 amino acids)
Source: RefSeq, a predicted model, not a curated record
CACUCAUUGCAAGUCGAACAGCCGAGCAAGCAACACGCACUUUCACUUCAGUGACGCUUCAACCUCGUGAAAGAUAACGAUCAGUGUUCAGUGAUUUAGUGAAUCCCAAAGCCGGUGCGAGAUACAAGGAUGCAGCAGAAACUGUCCGGGUGGGCCCUCCUGGCCCUCAUCAGCUCCUCGGUGAUCCUCCACACGAUAGCUUACCCUCAGCAACAAGCGCCUCUCAUCUCAAGGUCAACAAGCAACGUACGGUCACAAAACCCCGUAUAUUACAGUAAUUCGUUGCCCGCGCCUCAAGAACAAAUAGGCCAAGAGAGGAAAUAUGCCGAGAAACCAAACGCGUUGAAGAAAGUGAUCGACGACAUCGACGACACGCAAACAAAUUCAAUAUCGGAAGGCGGUUUCUCCUGGUCAAACAUGUUGGGUAUGAUAAUGCAAAUGAUAUUCAACCCUGGCGGCUCCAGCCCCAGCAAAAGCGACGGCCUUGAUACCGAUUCUGGUUCAUCAUCCCCUUGGCCAAAUCUCCUUUCCAUGGGUCUCAAGAUUUUGACCGCUGUGCUCGGAGGUGGCGCCCCUGUUGAUGGAAUCGACAAAGUCGAUUCUUCAUCACCAAUGCAGGGUAUAUUGGCUGCGGUUCUUUCGACGGUGCUCGGUGCAAAAGAUCCAGACCAAGUGGCCUCGAUGGCAAAGCAGGCUGGAGAGUUCAUUAGCAUCGUUGUGAAUCUGCUGGAUGCUCUCAAGACAUCCUUCUCUCAUCGGUCGCUCACUGCACGAUCCAUGGGUCGCAAGGAUUCAGUCAGUGACGCAGCGAUCGCUGGAAUUUCAAUGCUCAAGACUUACGUUCGGUCCUUCGGAACUAAUGAUGAUAAAUGCCUUCAAAAGUAUGUGUGUGAUGCUAACAAUGAAUGUUCAUCAGACAUUGGACCGAAAAGCAUCUUCUGUCAACUUGGAACAUACGCAGCAAGUUUCGUAUUAGAGAGGCAAUCGGGAGGUACUUUCGAGCAGUUCUAUGAAGCCGGUCGCCGCGGCCGCUCUGGUAUUGAUUGUCGCCAGUUGUAUCUUGAAUGCAAUGAAGUUUAGACUACUACUGCAUUUCAAUAUACAGCCAAUAUACCCAAAACACGAAAGCAGUGGAGAAAAAUACUACAUUCGAAAUCAACUAAUACAGAAAUGAAAAAUGUCGUUAUAAGCCAAAUUAUAAUUUUUGGUACUUUAGCAUCCUAAAAGAGACUACUAAAAUUAACAAAUCCGACCGAUUCCUGUUUAUGUAAUCGGAAAAUUUCGUGCAAGCUAUCCCAUCGCACAUUUGAAGAACAUGUCAUGUGUAGUAUUUUAUAAGUUUUAAUUUAUUUAUUUAUUUAACUUAUUCUGUAGGUUAAUUACAUAGGCAUUACAAAGUAUUACGUGAAAAUAGGCAAAAGCAUCAAAAUUCCGUCCGGUAAAGAGUUCAAAUUGAAAGUGAUUGGCAUUUAAACCAGCAAUUUCGCCAAUUUUGUAAUAACGACUGAUGUAAAAUUUAAUAUUGUGUGAUAUAAAACAUUUAUAUCACCUUAUAGUUUAGUUAUGAAUAUUAUGUGUAUAUUUUUGUGAUCAUGUAUGAUUGAGGACGUCCUUGUGUGAUUGUGAUUGUUGAAUAAAAUAUUAAUUUAUAUAAA